AAGUAAAAAAAAAAAGUGAAGAAAGAUUUACUAUUAUCAUUUUCCAAAGUUCCAACAACAAAAGCUGUAUAUCUUUCCAUCUCCCCCACUUUGCGGAGAAAUACAUUUGUAAUAGUUUUCGGCUCCUUGAUUUCCUUUGUAUAAAACCAUCCAUUUUGUUCUUUCUUCGUAUGCGAAGUAAUUAAUGCAAGGAAAACCCAAGAAUAACACAUUUAAGCAACCUCCAUUCGAUCCUUCUGUUUUCUUGACCAAUUCGAUCUCUUUUGUUCUCCCUCUCUCUCUCUCUCUCCCCCUUUUGUUUUCCGGAUCUUUGAUUUGAUUUCAUUUGUUUUGUCAUUGGCGUUGAAUGGGUUCGUGUUAUUCAUUGUUAGAGGGGUCAGUAGACUCUAUGGACUACAAUCAGAGUAAGAUAAGAAAGAAGAAGAAGAAGAACAGCAGCAGUAGAAACAAGGAUGCAUUUAAGAGUUCUAGCUCCUUUGCGUCAUCAGCAGCAGAGCAGGAGCUCCAUAGAAUUCCCGGGAGGAUGUUCUUGAAUGGCUCCAGCGAUAUAGCGUGCUUGUAUACGCAGCAGGGGAAGAAAGGCACAAAUCAAGAUGCCAUGCUGGUCUGGGAGAAUUUUGGCUCAAGGGAUGAUACAAUCUUCUGUGGGGUAUUUGACGGUCAUGGUCCAUAUGGUCAUAUGGUUGCCAAGAAAGUUCGUGAUUCACUUCCUCUUAAGCUGUGUACCCAGUGGAAUGCUAAUUCUAGUGAUUGCCAGAAUGGCAUUGCUCCAGAAAGCAUAAAUUCUGAUGAAACCGGAUCCAUCAGCAUGGAUGAUGAAUGGUGUUGUUCCUUGGAUAUUGAUGACACUGAAAAACUCCCUGAUCUGUAUCAGCCACUGAAACAAUCUAUCUUAAAGACCUUCAGGCUAAUGGAUAAGGAAUUAAAGAUGCAUCCAACAAUUGAUUGCUUUUGCAGUGGAACUACUGCUGUUACUUUGGUAAAGCAAGGCCAGAAUCUUGUAAUUGGAAAUGUUGGAGACUCAAGAGCAGUAAUGGGGACAAAAGAUAAAGAGAACUCUUUGGUUGCAGUACAGUUGACUGUGGACUUGAAGCCUAAUCUCCCAAGGGAAGCUGCCAGGAUCCAGCAAUGCAAAGGAAGGGUCUUCGCUUUGCAAGAUGAGCCAGAGGUUGCACGUGUUUGGUUGCCUAAUAAUGACUCACCUGGCUUAGCCAUGGCUAGAGCUUUUGGAGACUUCUGUCUAAAGGAUUUUGGUUUGAUUUCUGUUCCAGAUGUGUCUUAUCGUCGUCUCACUGAGAGAGACCAGUUCAUUAUUCUUGCCACUGAUGGGGUUUGGGAUGUUCUCUCAAAUAAGGAAGUUGUAGACAUAGUGGCUUCAGCCCCAAGUCGUACAACAGCAGCACGGGCUGUUGUAGAUUGUGCUGUUCGAGCAUGGAGGCUCAAAUUUCCUACAUCUAAGAGUGAUGAUUGCGCUGUUGUCUGUCUCUUUCUGGACCAUACAUCUCAGGCUGGUGAAGAGACAGAUGGCAGCACUUUGGAGAGCAUGACUGAGGAGUCAGAAAAUCCAACGCUUUCAGGCAUGAAUGACAGCAAAGCAACAGAUGGGAAUACUCAGCCUUUGAAUGGUCCUGUUCUUGAGCAAUCCAGCACCGUCCAACCUUCUGGUGAAAUUGUUCCUGUUUUGGAAUCAGUAGAGGAAAAGCUUCCCCAGAGGUGCCAUUCUACAAGGAGCCUAGCUGAGUGCAUUUCAACUGCCGAUGAUGAGGAGUGGUCUGCCCUUGAAGGUGUUACCAGAGUGAACAGUUUGCUAAACCUUCCCAGAUUUCUAUCUGGUGAUAAAAGAGCAACCAGUUGGAGAAAAUGGUUGUGAAACAUCAACAGCCAUGAAUUCGAUGCUAAGGUGCCAUACACCAAAAAAGGGAAAAAGUGAAAGUUUUAGACCGAUGACGAUCAUUAUUUGCAUGAUAACACUGUAAUAGCACGAUGAAAAUACGUAGGUUUAAGGCUGAAGGCUGUAGACGAUUGUGUCAAGCAGCUGCACACUGAGCAUAGGCAAAUUUUUUUGUUGAAUAAGUUUUGCAAGUACUCUAGUGUUAGGAAUGAUGAACUAGAGGACUUUGUUGCUUCCAGGCUAUAUUAUAAACUUUAAUUAUUAUUCGAUUUUCUGCA
Nelumbo nucifera (sacred lotus) is the source of this 2169-nucleotide messenger RNA. RefSeq names its product putative protein phosphatase 2C 66. Lineage: Eukaryota; Viridiplantae; Streptophyta; Magnoliopsida; Proteales; Nelumbonaceae. The record is from RefSeq and is a predicted model, not a curated record. Gene Ontology annotation, molecular function: protein serine/threonine phosphatase activity. Gene Ontology annotation, biological process: protein dephosphorylation.